Messenger RNA from Talaromyces stipitatus ATCC 10500, 717 nucleotides. RefSeq names its product NADH-ubiquinone oxidoreductase subunit GRIM-19, putative. The record is from RefSeq and is a predicted model, not a curated record. NCBI's taxonomy places the organism in Eukaryota, Fungi, Ascomycota, Eurotiomycetes, Eurotiales, Trichocomaceae. The transcript has 4 exons. The coding region runs from base 69 to 428 and encodes 119 amino acids.
AGCCUCGAUUCCUUCAAGCAUUGAGCCAUAUUUAAAAGGUUCAUACUCAGUACAUUGAAACCAGCAAAAUGCCGCAGGAUAUGCCCCCCAUUGGGGGCUAUCGCCCUGUCCAGUACAAGCGCAACAUACCUGCUCGCGGUUUCAAGCCUUUUACCUACCUCGUCGGCAUGCAUUUGAUUAUGGGAUACGGAUUUUAUAAGUACUACUACGGAGUUCGCGAAUUGAAUGAACUCGCUCGUGAAAAGAUGUGGUCUCGUAUUCAUCUCAUUCCCCUCCUUCAAGCCGAAGAGGACCGCGAUCAAGUCCGGCGACACUUUGCCGAUCAGGCUCGUGAGAAGGAGCUUCUUGGCACUGAGACUAGUCCAUACCACUCUGACAGAUUCGUCCGCCCAAGCUACACAUAUACCCCCAGCAACGUUACUCAAUAGUGAAAUUGAAAAACUUCAAAUACAAAGACAUCAAGUUACAGAAAAUGCACUGCAGGGGACUAUUGAGCUAUAUCCUUCCGCAGUAUACACAACAUGUUCCAUUUGUCACAACCACUUGCGCUUUUCCGCUGCUCAAGUCGUGCUGUGCUUAUGAGGGAGAAAGAUGUUUCGACCUCUGCGGGAUUCAUUUGAGGACGGCGGGGUCAACAACGGGAGGGGUGUGGAUGAUUGAUGUACAUAACAUUAGAAGGUUGUUUUGAUAAAUCAGAAUUGAGGAUUUCUGCCUUUC